Messenger RNA from Ceratitis capitata (Mediterranean fruit fly), 1990 nucleotides. RefSeq names its product E3 ubiquitin-protein ligase sina. The transcript has 2 exons. Gene Ontology annotation, biological process: multicellular organism development; proteasome-mediated ubiquitin-dependent protein catabolic process. The coding region runs from base 847 to 1746 and encodes 299 amino acids. NCBI's taxonomy places the organism in Eukaryota, Metazoa, Arthropoda, Insecta, Diptera, Tephritidae. Gene Ontology annotation, cellular component: cytoplasm. The record is from RefSeq and is a predicted model, not a curated record. Gene Ontology annotation, molecular function: zinc ion binding; ubiquitin conjugating enzyme binding; ubiquitin protein ligase activity.
UUAUCAUUAGUUCAGGAAGGAAACAGUAGCAAUAGUGACGGCAAGUAAAAGAGAUUUUUAUGAUACGAGUAGUAUAAUUGAAGUGUGCGUUCAAAAUAAAGUUGGAAAAUCUUUUUCUAAUAUUACAAAGAAAAGCGCGACAUAAUCAAUCAGCCAAGUAGUCCAAGGAACCAAAAUGCUGUAGAUUAUUAAGAAUCAGAGAAGCCGAUUAUAAUACAACGCUGCCAAAAGAAAGGUUUACAUGUUUUUUAUGUGACACUCGCCAAUUUCAUAAUUCUAAUAAAACCGGUGAACAACAUAGCCAUCCCUACAUACUAAAGAAUCUAAAUCACUAUAACUGUAGUAACGACGAUCUAAAGAACUACGGCAAUAAUCAUAGAUUCCAGCAAUACCAACAUAAUUGCGAUCAUUUUUUGCAACAGCACCAAGAACUACACCAGUUACGUGAAAGAAUAUUACCUAAAUAAACUACGGUAUUUGCACGAUUUUCGGCAACUCUACCAUUAUUACCAUCAGCGCGUCGGGUUAUCGCUACCUGUUCUGCCAGGUCUUCAACUUCAACUACAGUCACAGAAAGUAGGACCUGUUGAGACAGUGCAGCAUACAGUAUUAACGCUGUUGCCGUCUCAGCAACAUCAUCAGCCUUUGACGGCAACAUUGUCACCAUCAUCGUCGGCGCUGAUUAACAGCGGUGCGGAAAGCGCUUGCACCGCUGUCGCUUCAGUUGCAACUCCUCCUUCUGAAUCUGUGCCAGCCCCUGCGACGUCUGCUGCUGUCAUCGCCGCAUCUAGUUCACCACCUUGUAACCAGCCGCAGCAACCAUUCACCCUGUUACAACACUCACAAAUGUCCAAUAAGCUGAAUCCGAAACGCCGCGAAGGUCCAAUCGCUACCGGAACCGGUACACCAUCAGCCGGUAAUACAGCCGCCAACACAUCCUCCUCAUCCAGUUCAUCACUGUCAUCUGCCGGUGGCGGUGAUGGUGGCAUGUCGGCCGACUUAACUUCUUUAUUCGAGUGCCCAGUAUGCUUUGACUACGUCUUGCCACCAAUAUUGCAGUGUUCGAGCGGUCAUCUAGUGUGUGUAUCAUGUCGCUCAAAACUCACCUGCUGCCCAACAUGUCGCGGUCCAUUGGCCAACAUACGUAAUUUGGCAAUGGAAAAAGUCGCUUCUAAUGUAAAAUUUCCUUGUAAACACUCAGGUUAUGGCUGUACAGCUUCACUUGUAUACACCGAAAAAACAGAACACGAGGAGACAUGUGAAUGUCGACCAUACCUGUGCCCAUGUCCGGGAGCAUCAUGUAAAUGGCAAGGACCACUAGACCUGGUCAUGCAGCAUUUAAUGAUGUCACAUAAAAGCAUUACUACGCUACAGGGUGAAGAUAUAGUCUUUCUAGCUACUGAUAUCAAUUUACCAGGUGCCGUCGACUGGGUUAUGAUGCAGUCGUGUUUCGGUCACCACUUUAUGUUGGUGCUUGAAAAGCAAGAAAAAUACGAUGGUCACCAGCAGUUCUUCGCUAUUGUUCAGUUAAUUGGCUCGCGAAAAGAAGCCGAGAAUUUCGUAUAUCGUUUAGAGUUGAAUGGCAAUCGUAGACGCUUGACUUGGGAAGCUAUGCCUCGCUCCAUUCAUGAAGGCGUUGCUUCUGCCAUUCACAACUCGGAUUGCCUGGUGUUUGAUACAUCUAUAGCACAACUUUUUGCAGACAAUGGAAACCUUGGUAUUAAUGUAACAAUUUCAAUUGUCUAAAAAGGACUUUUACAUACGCAUUCACCUAUACGGACACAUUGACAUAGAGAGAGAGAGCGAAGACAAGGACAUGGAACUUUUUUAUAGGAGAUAGACCGUGAAAAUAGGUGAAGGAUAAAUAUAAUAUGAAAAAUCCAAAAGUUGGGUACCAGUAAAAGAUUAUUCAUAAUUACAUAUUGAUAAAUGUGAUUCAAACAUGUAUAGAAAUAACAUUUCAAAAUAAAUAUUGUUAACAAAUUAGCAG